AUGGCAACUCAACGACGCGCAGCAGCCCGAGCCGGUGCUGGAGCCGGUGCUGGUGGUGGUCGCCCCGCCGGAGCCGGUAACAACAUUCUGCAAUUUUAUACCGAUGAUUCACCUGGUCUACAAGUGGGACCUACUACUGUCUUGGUUGCAUCCCUUUCCUUUGUCGGUGUCGUUGUACUACUGCAUAUUUUGGGAAAGUUCCGCAUGUAA
Molecule: messenger RNA, 210 nt
Organism: Cylindrotheca closterium
Lineage: Eukaryota; Bacillariophyta; Bacillariophyceae; Bacillariales; Bacillariaceae
Source: the annotation of a GenBank genome assembly